CACAAAACCAUUCUUCAUUCACAAGCGACAGCCUUCUCUUGAGAAUAGUGAGGUGAUCAGUACUGGAGCAAAGAGUCGAACUUGCAACUCCAGCAUAAUACAGCGGUAAUGGCAGCUCAAUUGUCUGCAGAAGAACGCCUCAAGGCGAGAAAGCCGCUCCCUACUCCGCAACCAGGGUAUUUGGCAACAGCAGGGUCGCCGUUGACAGUCGAUCAAGACUUGUACUCAUCUAUUCAGCAAGGAUCAAGAGAGCUCAUCGAAUCUUUCACACUUUCCAUCCGUUCCGGAAAAGCAUGGAAGGCCCCAGCCGGAACUAUCGUCAGAAUCAGCACCCCUGAAGGACCGCAAGUUGGUGACUUGAACAUCUGGAAUGCACACAACCCCCGUGAGCGCUUCUGGGCGUCUCGAACGAAGCAACUCCACUGCUCUCACGUCACGACCUACGACCGUCUAUGGUCCUGCCUUCCGUAUAUGCGACCCUUAUGCACUAUCGUCGCCGACACCCUGUCCUGGUACGGUCAAGACAACACCGGCGGCCGAGUCCACGACCUCCUCGGCACCAGAUGCGAUCCAUAUAUCAACACUCUGCUCUCCGGGCCCGAAGCAUCCUACGAUUUCCACUGUCACUCCAACCUCACCCGUGCUGUGGUGCCUUUUGGUCUCAAUGAGUCUGAUGUCCACGACGUGAUCAACUUGUUCCAGGUGACCGGUCUGGACCACGAGGGCAGGUACUUCAUGAAUCCUUGUCCGGCACAGGCGGGUGAUUAUAUCGAGUUCUUCGCGGAGCAGGAUCUGCUGAUGGCGUUGUCGACGUGUCCGGGAGGUGAUCUCUCCUUGUGGGGUUUUGGUAGUGACAGUGAGAAGGAGAUGAUCAAGUGCUGUCGCCCUCUCAAGGUGGAAGUCUUCAAAUUGAAGGAUGAAGAGAGCAUCCUGGCGGGAAAAUGGACGCCGGCUCAACGUCCGGACUAUCGUGGCACCCAUGGUAUGACAGUGCCGCUUGGUGAAAAGCGGUCGUAGUUUGGUCGAGUUCGUCCUGCCUUCGA
This is a messenger RNA of Exophiala viscosa, 1043 nucleotides long. RefSeq lists its product as uncharacterized. Lineage: Eukaryota; Fungi; Ascomycota; Eurotiomycetes; Chaetothyriales; Herpotrichiellaceae. The record is from RefSeq and is a predicted model, not a curated record. Bases 109 to 1017 code for a protein of 302 amino acids. The transcript has 2 exons.